Molecule: messenger RNA, 1030 nt
Organism: Daldinia decipiens
Lineage: Eukaryota; Fungi; Ascomycota; Sordariomycetes; Xylariales; Hypoxylaceae
Exons: 2
Coding region: 83-616 (177 amino acids)
Source: RefSeq, a predicted model, not a curated record
UUUCCUUUCAAGAGCAAGCCAUCUUGUUGUCCUGAUACACAUAGAAUUCAUCAACAUCAGCAACAGCAACAGCAACAGCACGAUGUUGGAAACACCCACAGAUGUAACUUUGACAGAACUGGCGGAAGUUCUUCAAGUACUUUUGGAUUUAAACAUUCCUCAAACCACCAUAGAUAACUUCGGACUGACUUGGCUACGAAGUUACCUACAGGCACAGCGACCAUCAACUGAAUACCCAAAAAAACCGCCGAAAUGUUUCAGGUGCCUCGAAACUGCUACUAGAUACACCACAAGUAAGACAAACACUAAGGGCAACGGAGGUCGCCCAUACUUCAAAUGCGACCCCUGUAAUAAAUUCCUCGUGUUCGCUGACUACCGUGGCAACUACCCCCGACACGAUCCCCAGCGCGGCCCCGAGGACAACAUCUGCCAUUGCAGUGUUUCCACCAAACGGUUAAUAGCAGGACGCGAUAAAAAUAACCCCGGACAGGUAUUCUACGUUUGUAGACAAGGUACAUGUGAUGCUUAUAUUCCAUGUGUGGAACUGGGUACGAAUAGGGCUAUCAAGAUCGCGCUGGGACUUCAAAGCGAGCUGGCAGAGUUAUGUAUAAUUUGACGAUUAUAUAACAGACCUAUAAUGGACUUUCGGGUUCAAGAAAGAGCCGGAAUGAAAGAAGAUGGAGGGGCGACGUUGGAUAUGCUCAGAGAAUGCUUCUACUCUCGAAGAUUGUCUAUGCUUCUUUUAUAAAGAACGAAACGGUACAGAUUGUUAUUCAGAUAUGGGAACUCUACGCCGGUGUCAUUUCCUUCAGCAGUUGUCGAGGCGUUGAUUUGCUAUCUUGAUCAUGGAAACACUCAUUGGAGAUAUGAUGGUAUCGUCGGUGAAGAAAGGGGGAGCAAGGAAGAGAGGCAAAUUGUCCCAAACUGUCUACCUAAAGGUAGCUUGAAAUCCGAAUAUUGCUAUUGGAACAGUACGCCUUCUUAGUUAUAUUAUUCUUAACAUAUUAUACUGUUACUUUUCUUAUACCAG